ACACAAUUUCAUUUAGUUCACAACGGAAAGUUCUAAGCGCCGGUAGUUGCCAAUAAGUGCACGCAGAAAACAAAAAUACUGUUAACGUUAAAAAUUGAAAGCAACACCAAUACCACGAACCCAAAGAAAAUCAAAGUGAAAGGACAAAUUAUAUCAAUAAAAGUAUAUUUCUUUACGUGGCUGACGAAGAAUUUGCCUCCAAGUUUAAUUGAUUUUGGAGCAUUGAAACCGUAGGGAAAACUGCAAACAACACCCCACUACAUGAGAAGUGGAAGACCUACCCUUAAGACGGGAAAACGUAAAACUUCCACAGAGUUGUCAACAGAUCAGAAGAAACGUCUGUAUUAGGAACAGCUCGGAAAGGUGUCGAAAAACAGGUUUUGCUGUUAUUGACCUCUUCAACUGUUGAUGGCUGCCACCAAAAUUAUUGAUGCGCCUCGGAAUGGCCAUGAAAUGGCGCCCUUGAACACAAGGGCGCGUGGAGACGGAUCACAUGGUGUGACAAUUGUCUUAACAGCGCCCCAGAGAAACUCUGUAAGUUCUGUGGAGAUUCCUGGAGAUCCCGAACGAGCAGCAUGGUCUGGCAAAAUGCAAUUCUUUCUUAGUAUCAUUGGUUACUCCGUAGGUCUGGGAAAUAUAUGGCGAUUUCCUUAUCUAUGCCAACAAAACGGUGGAGGUGCUUUUCUUAUUCCAUUUAUGAUUAUGUUGAUAUUGGAAGGCAUACCACUAUUCCUGAUUGAGUUGGGCAUAGGACAGCGCAUGCGUCUUGGGGCUUUGGGUGUUUGGAACACCAUUCACCCCUGGCUUGGUGGUAUAGGUAUUUCAUCGUGUAUUGUGACACUGUUUGUGGCGCUCUAUUAUAAUGUGAUUAUUACGUGGGUCUUUUUCUAUUUAUUCAACAGUUUUCGGUAUCCCCUGCCAUGGUCAUCAUGUCCCACUAACGAGACGGGAGCUGUGAUAGAAGAAUGUGCGCUGUCAUCGGAAACGGCGUAUUUUUGGUAUCGCACAACUUUAGAUGCAGCUCCAUCCAUGGAAGAACCUGGCGGCCUUAAGUGGUGGAUUGUGCUGUGUCUUUUACUGUCGUGGACAAUUGUGUUCUUUAUUGUGAUGAAGGGUAUCCAGAGUUCCGGUAAAGUGGUGUAUUUUACUUCACUUUUUCCCUACAUUGUCCUGACAAUCUUCUUCAUUCGUGGCAUCACAUUACCGGGUGCUAGUGCGGGCCUAAUGCACAUGUACACACCUAAAGUCGAAAAACUUGGCGAUCCUACUGUGUGGCUAGAUGCCGCCACACAAGUAUUCUAUUCGUUUGGCCUUGCAUUUGGCUCCUUGAUUGCUUUCGGUAGCUACAACACCCCUAAAAACAAUUGCGUCCGUGACGUGUUACUCGUCUCCGUUUGUAAUGCCAUAACAGCUAUCUAUGCCAGCGUUGUAAUAUUUGCCAUUCUCGGCUUCAAGGCGACAGCUAAUGUGGACCGAUGCAUCGAGCAAAACAAAGAUAUUCUUUAUAAACAUUCAAUGAUAAUUUCUCCAAAUGUGACUAUGGAGCAGUACGAAGCAGCAAUGGAAGGCGCCAAUAUGACUGACACUAAGCUUGGUUUGAGUGUCUGCAGCUUGUCCAAGGAGCUGGAUAAUGCGGCCGAGGGCACAGGUUUGGCGUUCAUCGUCUUUACGCAGGCUAUUGUGGAGUUGCCUGGUGCACCAUUCUGGGCUGUUCUUUUCUUCACUAUGCUGUUGUCACUGGGACUGGGCUCCCAGAUUGGCAUACUUGAAGGCAUGCUGUGCACGUUGUUUGACAUCGAUAUUAUUAAGCGGGUUAAGAAACAACAUGUUACUGGAGUGGUUUGUCUCUUCUGCUUCAUUGUCGGUUUCAUCUUCUGUACAGGUGCAGGCGAGUAUUGGCUUAAGAUGUUUGACUCCUUCGCCGGUACAAUUGGUCUUGUUGUGGUUGCUUUAAUGGAAAUGAUCGCUGUGGUGUACAUUUACGGUCAUGAAAGAUUCACUGAAGAUAUCUAUCAAAUGACUGGGUACCGUCCCGGAUGGUAUUGGCAAUUGACUUGGCGAUAUAUUGGGCCUGUGAUCAUGGUGGGUAUUUUGGCAUCGUCCAUCAUAUUCAUGAUCAUUAAAAAUCCUACGUAUAAUGCAUGGAAUGCCGACACUGGUUCAGUUCAACAAAAGGAUUAUCCUCCAUGGGUUAUGGGCAUUGCUCUAACUAUGAUAUUAGCUGGAGUCUUGCCAAUGCCAAUCGUGUUCCUGAUGCGUAGCUUCCAAUGCCUUAAAGUUGACUUGGACAUACACCAAGGGUCGAUUCGCAGAAACGAAACGACGGCAUCUACCAAGGAAAUGAUCGACAAUGACGACGAUGACGACGAGGACGAUUUCAGUGGUCCGGCCUUGGGAGGCCACGUUAAAACACAUAGUGAUGCAUCUGAUGACGACGAAGACGAUAAACCAGUCACAAUGCGCAGUACAAUGCUCCGCAUCUCCGGAAAUCAUCUUGAUGUGCCAUCAAGCAGAAAGUCCUUUAAAAUGGAGGUCUUUGAUCUGUAGAUGCCCCUAAUGCAAUCUCUACUCCUCUACCCUAUAUUUGACUAUCUCUCCCUGCCCUGAACCAAAAGCAACAUUCUCGGUGAACUAUAUAAAAUAGAAAAAAAAACAAUUUACCAGUCUCUCAUAACCUCAUUCUGACAUCUAUGCAAACACACACAAACAUAUAUAGUAAAUAAGUUAAGGACGCGAGCGUUAGUCCUUGUAAAUGAAUUAUCGACAACUAAUUGAAAUUUAAAGUAUUUGUAAAGUACAGAUCUAUGUAGACCUUAGCCUAGAAGUAGUUUUUAAGUCUUAGAUACAAACAUCCCCACAUGGGACAUACGAACCCUUAAUUAAAAGCACACUUAAAGUUCUAUCAAACGACAGUUUUCCAUGAGAAGGUGGUGUCAAAGGUUUUCAACACUGGAUUUUGUACACAUUAUUAGCUUAGCAUAAGACACAUUGCAUGUGUAAAAUGGAUAUGGGAAUAAAUAUGGUUAAAUAAUAUAUGUCGAUUAGAGCGCGCUCUAUUCUUGUCUGACAGACAUAGGAAAAAUCAUAAUUUAAAAAAUUUCUAAAAAUAUGUUAUUUGUCAUACUUGCUAAGAGAAUUGUUCCAAAAGGACAUUGUGUAUCCAAAAAAAUUGUUACCAAAACCAACAACAAAUGAAAAAAUUUGUUAAAAAGUUUACUAUGCGUCAACAUUUUUGACCACCGCUCUAUGUAAAUCACAUGUCGUCUGAAAGUAUCUUUAGACAUGCCAAUGAAUGAAGUUUUUUAGUUUGAGACGAAACUAAACUCUAAGAACUUUCGAUUGAAAUCCCAACAAAGAAUUUUACAGUAUUUUUGUUUUUUUUUUUAUUUGUUGUUGCAUUUUGUUUUGUUAACUCGUACUUGUUUCGGUUAACGAUUGUCGCUUUAUAGGUUGAAACAUCUAGAACGCAAUUCCACAGAGUUAAACUCGAUAAUUUUACACAAAUACUUAUUUAAGUUGACCUCCGGCUGGGGAAAUAAAUACCUCCUUUUGAAUUAAGAAAUAAUAAUAUUGUAAUAAAAAGCCUAUAAAUAGUUAUGUUUAUAGUAUGUGCGAGAUGAAUUUGUGAACUUGUUUGUUUCUUUUAAAAUAACGAAAUAAAUAGAAAUUCCAUGGAAAUGGUAUACUGAAUAUUUUGAAAAGAUUUGUAAUCGAAAAUAUGAGAGUUGAAGAAAGCAAUAUGUAGGACUUUUUUAUACUUUCAAAUAUAUGCUCGGAUUUACAGAGUAGCCGCUUAUGCUGUUGCUUUAAACUUUAAAAUGGGUAUAGACAGAAGUAUCAUUGAGACUCACUUUCACUAUGCCAUUCAGCUAAAGUCCCUAUCACUCUAUAUGUUUUUGUCUUAUGACAUAUCGAAUUAUGCAUUUGUUAAAGUUGUACACAUAAUGUGAUACGAAUGAAACUAACAUAUAACAACCACAUUUCAAAAUGACACAUGUUAUUGCUUCGAUUAGAGCGUGCCCUGUUUCUUCUGACAAAACACAAAGAAAUCAGCUCUUCUUGUUGUCGGUCGGAUGAAAGCAAACCCAAAUUAUAUUGUUUUCACAACUUUAUGAUUCGACCAGCUUUCUUGCAACUUAAAAAAUGUUUAAACAUUAAAAAAUCAGCUUUGUUUACAUAUUUAGGUUGUGUCAUACGAAAAUAGUGUGAUAGUAAAAUUUAUGUAAAUUAGCCAUUUUGACAUACAUGAUAAAUUACUUGAAGACAGAAAAAGUGGCAUGUCAUAAGACAAAAAAUAUAGAUAGAGUGAUGGGAAAAUUUUGUUCUGUUGUACGAAGGCAUAAGAAAUUGCUUGCUCUAAAUUCGGACUAUGGUUUAGCACUCACAUACAUAACCAUUAGACUCAGUUUUUUUCACUUUGCCUUUCUCAGGCGCAUGACGUUCUACCACCAUAAACAGUUCUCCCAAUAAAAUAAUUAACCCUGCUCACUUUUAUCUAAAAUUUGAUUAGAUUGCUAACAUUUAAGGGGACACAACGUGACAAUGCAUGUGUAAAUCUGUAUACAAUUUGUAAGAGUAUGUCUAUAUUUUGCAGCGACUCUGAUCAAUAUUUUAUGAGUUCCAAACAGUAUUUCAGAAGAUAUUUUCCCCCUAAUCAAAGAGGAUUGUUUAAUGGUAUGUUUGGGGUAAAAAAAGUUAUUGUAAAUUUUUGCUUACCAUUGGAGCAAAAUUGUUAAAAUGUUUUUCUUAUUAUGCAAUCAGCAAUUUGUACCCACCACAAUUGGAUAGUGACUUGUAAUUCAGUUUGAAACACUGUUAAAUAUUCCGUUCCCAUAAAUUGCAUGUAUUCUACAUCGUCGUAAAAUACGAUAAUGAUAUAACCGUGUCCAAUCUAUUUAUUACCUUAAAAAUGAUUAAUAUACGUGACACGAAAUAUCACAAAAUUUGUUUUCAUCUGAUGCAUAUAUUCCCAUUCCCAACUUGUAACGGGCGUCAGGGAGUAUCUUUGUUCUAAGAUCACAAAGGAAAUCUGAUUUGGGUCUUAUUUUUCGUAAAAAAAAUUGAAUUGACAAAUGUAUAUCAAAGCAUAUUUUGAUAUAGUAAAGCGCUAUAUAGACCGACCUCUAUAUAUAUACAAUACAUAUAGUCGGGUCAUGAAGGGCUCAUUUUUUAUCCGUUUUCGCUAAAGUUGGAGAAUUGAAUUGUACUAGACUUCUCUGCUACCUUGGCGAAUAUGGUUCUGAGGGGUUUGUGGUUAGAUUUAGGAGCUAGAGUGUUGAUCUAAGGCAGCCGAGUUGGUUUCAUGCUCGGAUUGCCAGAGCGGGAGUCGGGUGUUCAAUUCCCACCAGAGGCCUUGGUCUGUCGCUAUUGUGAUAUCACAAUUGACUUAAAAUUGUCUAAGUGAAUCUGUAAAAAGAAUUCCGCUCUUACCUAACCUACGUUGAUCUGUCUUCUGAACAAAUUUCUUGAAGUCAUUCUGAAGUCAUUUCCGUCCUUCAAACAUUACAUCACCAGAGAAAACUUGAUAUCAAACAUGCUCAUUUCAGUACCAUACGGUAUUGAUAGUAAAGUAACACAGUAUGGUAUCAAAGUAAUAACGCAUGGUACGGAUAAAAUAUAAAAUUAUUGGUGCCCUUUGGUAUUACCCUUAAACAUUAACUGGUAUUGGUGUUAAUACCCUACUGUUCUUAGUGUUAGUAAACGUAAUAAAACGUUAAUUAUAUUUAGUUUUGAUUAUGUAUAUUAAUAAUUACAAUUAAAUAAUUACAGAAAACUAUGAUAAACCAUCUCCAAGAAGUGAUUUCCAAAAGUGGUUUCCACAUUUAUGCAUAUACAGCACCGUUUACCAUACAAGAGACUUUAUCAAGUUUUUUUAUGAAGAUAAUUUCCUUAGAGAUUGUAUUUUUUCCAGUUUCACCGCGUUUGAACACAUUUUUAGGCAUUAAAACUGUAAUAAAACAUUAUUUUUAUUAAAUUAAAGACAUUAAUAUUCUGAGUACAAAGCUAAACAAAACUUUUGCCGCGAUGACAAGAAUACAAAUGUAACACCAUCAAUUCUUAACAGGCUCCUUCGUCUGGUGUUAAAUUGAUACCAAAAUGGCAUUAAAAAUAUUUGCCAACAACACGAUUAAAAUAAUACCAGACGGUAUGGGCAAAAUACCAUAAUCAUCAGUGAAGGAUGUUAUUUUCCAGUCUUCUUUGAGCUUAAAUCGCUGCGUUUUAUUUUGCCCUAACGUAAUAAGUACAGGUUUUAUCACGAUUAGUUUUAAGUAAAAAAAAAAAAGUAAAUGACCAUAAAUAGAGACAUUUAUAAUAUUUUCUAUUUUCUUUUAUUUUUAACUAAAACUGAAAAUUGUGAACCAUAAUAUAAAAGGGUUUGCAGUGACUUUUAUCUCAAAUCUUUGCGUAAUUGUAUGAUAUACCUUCAACGUUAACCUUCAUUACUUUGGAAUGGUAAAAACCUAAAUUGAAAGGAUUUCACAGUGAAGCUAAUCUGGAAAAUAGAAAAUAGAGCACUUUUGACAAUUCUUUCAAUUUGUAUGUUAACAAUUAUCAAUUCUUUCGCCUUUAAUGAUGUAUCAUUGGAUAAAAACUUAUUUUAGAUUUUGUGCAUAAUUUUCGAGACAUUUUCCAUAUAUUUUUGGGCCAUAGACACAUAAACUUCCAAAAAUGUAUUGUAUUGGCCUAUAUCUUGAUAUAGUCCUGAGUUGUAUAAUGCCACAUACGGUAUAGAUUGGACAGCUAUAUGGAUAAAGUUGUCGUAUAGACCGAUCACUGGGUUAAUGCUUUUUAUGAUUUGCACAUUUGGUUGUGGUAGUUAUUUCAAAUGGUAUCCCAAUUUAAGGUCUUGAACUACUAAAAGAGUUUUUUUUAUCCGAUUUCGUUAAAGUUUACAACAAUGAAUAGUAUUAAAGCCUUCCAUCAUAUGGCAUUAUAGACCAAUGUCCUGAUUUAACCACUUGAUCUCAUAAAUGGCGUAGUUUUAGUCUAUCUAACCGAAAUUAGGAAGAAGGAAAAGGUCCAAUUCUAAAAUGAAAUAAUGGCUCAAAAGUGACAACAGAAAAUAAUGUUUUUACUUCCUGCAUUAGAAAUUAAAUUGUUAAGGAUGAAAUAAAUUUCAAAAAAUUUUUAAAAGUCAUUUGCAAAUGUAAAGUUCGUAGUAAAAAAAAAUAUCAAAAAAAACAAAAAAAAUACGGUGGGGUUAACAUAACUGUUUAUGGACCUAUAUCAUAAGUUGCUGAAGAAGAGUCUCUGUUAAACUUAUUUCGCGGCAUCGUAACAUAUAUUAUAAACGAUGAAUUUUUAUGAGAUUUAAAAUUUUAUUUAAAAAAAAAUUAUAUAAAACGCAGAAAAAAUUAGAAUAUCAUUAUUUAAAUUGAUACGAUACUCUACAUUACACAUUUGAUUUUUUCAGAUAAAUGUUAGUGUUGUUAAACGCUAAAAUAAAAUGCAUCGAACAUCGCAUUUGACAGUUAAGCAAGACACAAAAACAGUGUUGACAUUUUCUAAAAAAGCCACUCUUUAAAAGGCAAAUCAAAAUAAUUCUAUAAAAGAAAUUGACAUUCAAAUAACUAGUUUCAGAAAAAAAUCUAAAUCGUCCGAAGAACUAGGCAAAUGCGAUGCAUGGUGCCGUGUUUAGAAGAUCUAGGCCGCCGAACAUGUCGCGCUUCUGCUUGUUUUCAGAUAGCUGAUAUUUUGGAAUAACAUUCAAUUCCAUUACCCUGACAAUUGAAAUCCCCAUGUUCUUGGAGUCUGGUUAACGAUAAACGCAACAUAAAAUUUCGACUAAAAAAGCCAAUGUUUGUUGUCCUCUAGAGCAUAAAGACUUUGUGCUAACCUUGCCUUGGCAAUCGGUAUCGGUGCGGUAUCUAUGAGAUUUAAAAAUUUUUGCCAACUUUUCAAUUUUUGUAUUGAAAUAAAUGUUCACAAAUUAGGAUGCUUUCGUUAUUGAAUCACGUAGGCAGUUUCAACAAUUCUGAGCAACUGUGACUACGCUUUAGAAGUGCUCAGACCGGUGCAAACACAAGUUACAUGUUUGUAUUUAAAAAGUAUUUAGCUGAACAAAAAAGAAAACUGCUGUGAAUAGGUUAUAGUGGUUGUAAUUUAAUGAAAACACAUAUGUAGUUUUAAGCAUAUAUAUAUAUAUAAAUGCCUACACAUAUAUUAUUAGAUGUAAAAUUUUAAAUUUGUUUUUUAUUUAUCUAAACUCCUUUUUUGUCAAGCGAUAAGAAGGACAAGGAAACAGAAGAAAAUAUUUAAAUAAUUUUUAUGUAAGGAAAAAUAAUUAGAAAAGCAUUGACGGAAACUUCGAAAUAUUAUUAAUGAGACAAUAAGCGAACAUUUGGCAGAGCGUCGGUUAAUUGAUAUAUUCUAUAAUAUGUAAGCUAAUCAUAAAAAAAUAGACCCAUUUUGACGUCCCAACACGGUCACAAGGAGUUUGAGUUCGUUCAUCCAUCUCUCUUCAUUAACAUGCAUCAAUUGUGCCCAAUUGAUGAUGUUCUCAUCAGCAUUAAUUGGCAGCCUUUGCUUUCGAAGGUUGAAUGCAGCCGACUUUUCAACGACGAAUGCUAAACUAAAUACCAUAUAGAAUCAGACACCUGAAAAAAUUACUUUUUGUUUUUCUUGGUUUUUUUUUGGUUUUUAAUUAUAGAGUUUACAAAUAUUUGAUGUUGAUAAUAUUCACCUAAAUGAAUUGCGAGAAGUUUGAAGUUAUGCGAAACCUAUUUAGUUUUAAGUUAUUCUAACCGUAGUCGAGGCUAAAUAACAAUAUUAAUAAAAAAGAUCUACAGUGAGAGCAACAAUUAUAAUCUUAACUCUAAAUAAUCGAAAAAUACAUUGUUCGUUUUUAACUUGUCCCAAAUAAAACUGAAAGAAACACAACAA
This is a messenger RNA of Stomoxys calcitrans (stable fly), 8883 nucleotides long. Its product is annotated as sodium-dependent neutral amino acid transporter B(0)AT3. Gene Ontology annotation, biological process: sodium ion transmembrane transport. Bases 409 to 2547 code for a protein of 712 amino acids. Gene Ontology annotation, cellular component: membrane. Lineage: Eukaryota; Metazoa; Arthropoda; Insecta; Diptera; Muscidae. The record is from RefSeq and is a predicted model, not a curated record. The transcript has 9 exons.